Heterobasidion irregulare TC 32-1 is the source of this 840-nucleotide messenger RNA. RefSeq lists its product as uncharacterized. Lineage: Eukaryota; Fungi; Basidiomycota; Agaricomycetes; Russulales; Bondarzewiaceae. Gene Ontology annotation, cellular component: endoplasmic reticulum membrane. The coding region runs from base 1 to 840 and encodes 279 amino acids. Gene Ontology annotation, biological process: (1->6)-beta-D-glucan biosynthetic process; fungal-type cell wall biogenesis. The transcript is spliced from 4 exons. The record is from RefSeq and is a predicted model, not a curated record.
AUGGCAGGCCGUGUUGUCCUCUUCGCCUCGCUCAUCCCGUUCGCUUUCGCAUUCUCCGACACGGUGCCCAUCGUAGCGUGGUCGUCGCACCCGUCGAAAUCCUUGGACGCAUUUCCGUCCACCCACUCCACCCACUCGAUCCCCAUCUUGGAGAGCCUCCUCCUCAACGACGACGUCUGCGAAUAUGACGCAGUAGUCCUCGUCGACCAGCCUGGGCUCCACGCCUCAGACCUGCGCGCCCUCUCGCCGUCCUCCCCUCUCACGACCCUCCUCUCACGCUCCCCCUCCUCCGUUCAACUCCCCUACAUCUCGCGCACCGCCGGCUCCUCCGUCCACGACCUCGCCGACCGCAUCUCGAGCCGCUGCGGCUCCCGCGUGCUCAGCUCCAUGCCAGGCCAGGGCGGCGUCGCCGCAGUGCGUGGGGCCAAGCACGUCGUGUGCCUGUCGAUGAUGGACCUCCAGGGCACCGCCGGCCGACGCAAGGCCGUCGUGGCCGACCACGAGUCCAGCCUCGCUCACGAGCUCGACGCCAUCGCGUCCGCGGCCCCGACGCACCUCGUCGUCUUCGCCGGCUCUUCCGCGCUCGCCCCGCGUGAUCGCCGUCGGGCGGAGCCCGCGCUCGGCGCCCUGCAGCAGCCGGGUGACGUCGUGCCCCCCACGGGCGGCGUCCUCAAACGGUACCAGCUCCUGACGCCCGGCCUCAUCACCUCCCUGCUGGUCGCCUUUUUCAUCCUCCUCCCCGGCGUCUUCUUCGGCGUGUCCGCGCUCGCGAGCAUCCAGUCGCCUCUCCGCGUCGAGGCGCCCAAGGGCUUCAGUGCCCAGGACAAGAAGACUCAGUGA